Schizosaccharomyces osmophilus is the source of this 1776-nucleotide messenger RNA. RefSeq names its product amino acid transmembrane transporter Meu22 (gene meu22). The record is from RefSeq and is a predicted model, not a curated record. NCBI's taxonomy places the organism in Eukaryota, Fungi, Ascomycota, Schizosaccharomycetes, Schizosaccharomycetales, Schizosaccharomycetaceae. Gene Ontology annotation, cellular component: membrane. The transcript has a single exon. Gene Ontology annotation, biological process: amino acid transmembrane transport. Gene Ontology annotation, molecular function: amino acid transmembrane transporter activity. Bases 1 to 1776 code for a protein of 591 amino acids.
AUGACCUCCAGUUUUUACGAAGACAUUAAUACAAACCUUGAAAAGGCGAUGCUUAAAGAUACAGAAAGAUCAAGUUCACCCCUCGACAAAAAAUCUCCGAGUUUUGAGCAUAUCGAUCAUGACCUAGAAAGCAACGUGGAGGUUAAAACCAGCGAGGAUGACAAAGGCCUAAAAAGACAGCUAAAGCCCCGCCAUAUGCGGAUGAUUGCAAUUGGAGGUUGCGUUGGAACAGGACUGUUCGUUGGUUCUGGAAACGCAUUAGCAGACGGCGGUCCAGCUAGCAUUAUCAUAGCAUUCACUGUGAUUGGACUCUAUGUCUUAUUUACCACAAGCGCACUUGCUGAGCUUUCAGUUCUCUAUCCCGUCUCUGGUUCUUUCUAUACAUAUUUCUCCCGCUUUAUCGAUCCAGCAUGGGGCUUUGCUGUUGGAAUCCAAUAUUGGUUAUCUUUUGCGGUUACAGUCCCAUUAGAACUCACAGUGGCCCCCCUUAUUAUCAACGUCUGGCAUGCCCCAGGACGUGCAUCUGUAUGGAUUACAGUCUUCUAUGUACUAAUCAUCGGGAUCAAUAUAUGGGGAACGAAAGGGUAUGGCGAGGUCGAAUUUGUUUUGAGCAUCGUCAAACUGAUUGCCGUUUUCGGUUUUCUACUCCUUAGUAUCAUUAUUGCCGCUGGAGGGGUACCGACAGAUACCAGAGGUGUCAUUGGCGUCUCCUAUUGGAAACCGCCUUUAACGUUCAAUAACGGGAUUAAAGGCUUUUGCGCAGUUCUUGUCAUAGCAAUCUUUUCACUUUCCGGUACAGAAUUAGUAGGACUAGCAGCUGCUGAAGCAAAAGACCCACAUAAGACAAUCCCAAAAGCAGUGCGUCAAAUAUUCUGGAGAAUUAUCCUGUUUUACGUGCUAGCAUUGUUUAUGCUAACAUUGGUUAUACCUUCCAAUAACCCGCAUCUACGCACUUCUGGUGAUUCUGAAGCUCUGUUAUCGCCGUUUGUAAUCGCCAUUAGGUUAGCAAAUAUCAAAGCACUUCCAAGUGUUAUGAAUGCAGUGAUUCUUAGCUCAACACUUUCGGUUGGUAAUUCCGCAUCAUAUGCGGCUUCAAGGGCGCUCUUCGCUUUAGCCAAGAAUGGUUUUGCGCCAAAAUUUUUGCUGAAGACGAAUAAGAGAGGACAUCCAGUGUAUGCGAUAAUCAUAACUCUAUCACUCGGAAGCAUUGCAUACUUUACAGAAGCAGGAAUCGGAGGAGCUCUUUUCGGAUGGCUUUUGUCCAUUUGCGGACUCUCCACUACGUUUAUUUGGGGAAGCAUUUGUCUCAGUCACAUUCAAUUUAGAAGAGCAUGGAAAGCACAAAAUCAUUCUUUAAUAGAGCUUCCAUAUCUCAGUAUGUUUGGAAUUUAUGGAUCUAUUUAUGGAGUUGUCAUGACAUUUAUAGCACUUGCAGCACAGCUUUACGUGGCAAUAUUUCCAAUUGAUCGGGCGCCAAAUCCUAUUAGUUUCUUUCAAGCGUAUCUAGCAGCUCCUCUAUUGGUUAUCAGUUACACUUCAUGGAAACUUUUGAAAAAAACGAGCAUUGUUAACGUAAACGAAAUCAAUCUUGAAGAGGGCAUGCAAGUUGAACCAAAUGUUGAGCAACGAAUAGAAGAAAAGCCUUUAGAUGAAGAUAUUCUUCCCAUGGUCCCAAGCAAAAUGGAUAGUGAGAAGAGCAGUCAAUUUAGUAUAUGGCAAGAUAAGGAUGCGACGACUAUCGUUACACCGGAGCCUAUAUGGCCUAACAAGUCUUAG